CAGAUAAUCAAGAGCCCGUCCAAGUACAUACUGUACUGUAGGCCACGAUGCCCAUGAACAGUCGGCAGUACGAGGAGCGCAUCAACAAGCUGGAGGCGGCACUAGAAAUGGCUCGCUUGCGAUAUCAAUCGCAAUCUGGCCGCAUGAAGACGUUUGAGGACGAGAACAAGACCCUCAAGCAAGACAUUGCCGCCGAACGAGCCGAGCUGGAAGCCAUCUUGAACAACCGUCAAGUGAACACAUUGCUGGACCAGUUGAAGGAAGAGCGCACGCAACGUCUCGUGGAGAUGGAAGCUUCGCAUAUUCGAGAGCGGGAGAUGCAAGCGUUGUCGAGCGAAGCCGCGGUGGCGACAAAAGGCGCGCUACUAGCGCAUGAAGAAGCCGCGGGGAAACGGGCCGAAGUGAAUGGCCUGCGUGCGUCCAUCCGCGUGAGCACCAAGUUGCUGCACAUUGCCGAGCACGAUUUCCACACUACCCACGCCGAAUUGGAAGCCACACAACUGCAACUGCUCGACACGAGACGAAAACUCAUGCAAAAGACCGACGAAGUGAACGUGUGGACUGACCGGUACAACCAAGCGAUGAUCGAUCUGCACAUGGCCCAAAUGAAACUCACCCAAGUGUCCGUUGGGGCCAGUGCCAAAGAGUCUGCGCUGAUGCGAGGCUACGGAAUUGUACUUGCAGAAGCAGCAGGCGAGCCCGUGAGCAUCCAACGCCAGCCAUUUUUGUGUGCCAAAGGCGGUACACCCAAAGCACCUGUCGAAUAUGCUCACGAUUCAUUUUAGGCACGGCAAAGUUCAACGGCGCAAAAGCUGACCGGGCUAUGGCGCGGCAUAAUCUGCAGAUGGCACGAAGUGAAUCGAUACCGGCAUUGGGAACAAACUCACAAGGAGGACACCGGCGGCGGCGGCAAGUUGACCGGAUUCCGUUACCGCCAUGUACAAACGAUGCAGUCGAUGUCGGGACUCCCCAGUCUGCUCCCGCCACACUCGAACAACCCAAGCCUCGGGAGAAAAGGGAAGCGCAACGCAUUCAAAGCACUCGUGACACGCAAGGGUCCAAGUAUCUCGGGUAUGGGCUCGGGAUGCUGAAGAAGGACAACGUUGUAGCUGACCAUCGACAGAACACUGUCACAUGACUCUGUUAUCAAUGAUACCGUGCAUGAGAAUCCAAUGAAUAAGGUGGGAAGGAUGACGACUUUCAAUCUGACGACACAAGGCGGCGUACGGUGCUGUCUCCACUCGCUUGGGCGACCCUAACGAAUCGCUUGACAGUCGCCAACACGUCGCCCUUGGCUCGAAACACAUUC
Messenger RNA from Aphanomyces astaci, 1309 nucleotides. RefSeq lists its product as hypothetical. The coding region runs from base 48 to 785 and encodes 245 amino acids. The transcript has 11 exons. The record is from RefSeq and is a predicted model, not a curated record. Lineage: Eukaryota; Oomycota; Saprolegniomycetes; Saprolegniales; Verrucalvaceae.